AUGCCUCAAGCCUCUCAAUCGCGUUCCAAAGCAACCACCAAAAGCGGCUCUGCCCCAACCACUUCAGAGAGCAGCAACAGCUCAGACCAGAAUGAUGAAAAAUCAAUGCCAGAAAAUCUAGAGCAGCGACUCAGCCCUACACCAGGUAAAUGGGAUCCCAUGGCAAAGUCUCUUCGCAACUGCAGCUGGGAACAGCUUCAGGAGCGUUUUAUCGAAGCCAUGGACGAGAGGUCCGACAUGGAAAAUGCCUUACAGAAAGAGACUGCGGAUUUACUGGAGGUUUUUAUCGCAUGGUCACAAACCACAGUGUUUGCAGACGAAGAUAGGGCUUACAAAAGGUGCGGUAUACGGUUAUUCAGAGAGCAAAUUCUUGAUUUAAUGCUUCGUGUUACUGCAGAUUUAAAACCAGGAUGGACUAUGUUCAAACGUCUGAGGAUCGACUGGAGGACAAGAAGCAGCACUAUGCGAAUGUGGUAA
This is a messenger RNA of Ophidiomyces ophidiicola, 477 nucleotides long. RefSeq lists its product as uncharacterized. The coding region runs from base 1 to 477 and encodes 158 amino acids. The record is from RefSeq and is a predicted model, not a curated record. The transcript is spliced from 3 exons. NCBI's taxonomy places the organism in Eukaryota, Fungi, Ascomycota, Eurotiomycetes, Onygenales, Onygenaceae.